This is a messenger RNA of Rhizoctonia solani, 1920 nucleotides long. Its product is annotated as Ferric reductase like transmembrane component. NCBI's taxonomy places the organism in Eukaryota, Fungi, Basidiomycota, Agaricomycetes, Cantharellales, Ceratobasidiaceae. The record is from RefSeq and is a predicted model, not a curated record. The transcript has 4 exons. Gene Ontology annotation, cellular component: plasma membrane. Bases 1 to 1920 code for a protein of 639 amino acids. Gene Ontology annotation, biological process: iron ion transport; intracellular iron ion homeostasis; copper ion import. Gene Ontology annotation, molecular function: ferric-chelate reductase activity.
AUGCACUUCAGCAUCAGACAAGCAGAUCCAGCAAUAUGGUCUUGGGUUCAAGGAAACCGUAAAGUUACCUGGCCGUCCUACGAAAGCGUUCUUCCAACCUCUGAGCCACCGCUCGUUCCUGAGGAUUUGGAAGUUUUGAAUUCGACUGUGCGAAUUACGGACGAGUCUUAUUGGGCCGAGUAUGUUACUCAAAUGACAUUUUCGUAUAUUGAACGGUGGCACGUUCGCGUUGGUUACAUUCUCAUCAUACUUGUCGUUCUGUCCUGCCUGAUCGGCACCGUUCAGUACUUGCACUUGACCAGGUUCUACGCUACCCACUCUACUCAGUCGUGGAGGAGCUCGAAAACCAUGACAUGGUUCAAAAAGCACCUUGUUCUGCCCGCUCUUUUCCGUUCGUCGCAUCGACGACCAGUUCUGUCAUCCAUGGGAUAUCUUCCUUCCCGACUUGCUGCCGUAUUCUUGGGCUUGUUCUUCAUUCUGAACAUUAUUUUCCUUGCCACACCUAUCAAAUCGGUCCAGCCCAAUACGUGGUCUUCAUCCCGAAAGCUAGAAGUAAACAACUACGUUGCGAAUCGUGCAGGAUUCAUUUCUUUUGCGUUAUUGCCUCUCACGGUUUUGCUCAGCGCACGAAACAACCCCCUUAUUGCUAUCACACGAAUGACCCAAAAUACCUACAUAUUGAUCCAUCGUUGGGUUGCAAGAGUAUGCGCACUGCAGGCCGUGAUUCAUUCGGUUGCAUGGACGAUUCAGUGGUACUGGGAGAAGCCUGACGGAAGUAAGUUCAGGAGCGAGGCGGUGAUGCCAUAUAUGCGCUGGGGUUUCGCCGGGACCGUUGCUCUGUGCUUGAUGGUCGGCUUCGCGGCCUGGCCCAUCCGUCACAGAUCCUACGAGUUCUUCAUUUUCUUGCAUAUCGCGCUCGGAAUUGUAAGCUUGUUGGGAUGCUGGUACCAUAUGGACUAUCGCUUCGCGGAUAAGUACGGGUACAAGAACUGGCUGUAUGUAACUUUCGGAAUAUGGGGGGCAGACAGGAUCGUUCGGUCGCUUCGGAUGCUUUACAUUUCCUGGCCAGCACUUACUCGUAAACCCAACACCCUCGCCCAGGCCGAACUUGUACCUGGUCAAUCUGCACUCGUCAAGUUGACGAUCCCCACCCGCCUCGCGCUCUCCGCCAAACCAGGCCAAUACGCAUUUGUGCACUUUGCGUCUCUGUUCAAGCCUUGGGAAAACCAUCCUUUCUCGGUUGCGAGCUGGAGCGUUGGAGGCGAAGAUGCGGAAAAGGGAAUCGAGGAGGAUAAGAACUCGCAAAAAGGGUCUAUUCCCUCGUUUACACCUGGCGCACCGCAUAUUACUAUGAUCGUCCGAGCCCAUGGGGGUGCAACUGGACGGAUCAGGGAUACUAUUUUGGCUAAUCGCGGGCCGGUUGUGCUACCUAUGCUUCUUGAAGGACCUUAUGGCCACCCACAGCCUCUCGACGUGUACGAAACUCAAGUCCUUGUCGCGGGUGGAGUGGGCAUCACCGCGUUGACGGGAUACAUUCAGUCCUUCCUUGCGUCUCCAAACAAGACAAAACGAAUCAUUGUGGUAUGGGCGGCCCGGGAGGCUGAAUUUAUCCAAUUCAUGCUGGAUCAUAAGCUAGAUGGAUUACCUAAUAACGUCGAUUUGAAGAUUCACUGCACUGGUGCGGGUGCGGAAAAGUUGGAGGGCAAACAUACGAUCGAGCUCGGGCGGCCGCAGCUUACGAGCUUGGUCAAGACUGAGGUAGCUGCUCUCUUCGAGGGGGAGAGGAUUGCGUUCUUUGUGUCUGGAAGCGGGAGCAUGUCGGACGAGGUCCGUCGGGCCGUUGUCGAUUCGAUCGGCGAUGGGCCAGGACAGGUGGACGGCGACCGGGUUAAUUUCUUUGACGAAGUGUUCGCUUGGUGA